This is a messenger RNA of Oryzias melastigma (Indian medaka), 2891 nucleotides long. It is a transcript of the gene zbbx, whose product is annotated as zinc finger, B-box domain containing. Gene Ontology annotation, cellular component: motile cilium. The transcript is spliced from 17 exons. Bases 162 to 2681 code for a protein of 839 amino acids. Gene Ontology annotation, biological process: cilium movement. Lineage: Eukaryota; Metazoa; Chordata; Actinopteri; Beloniformes; Adrianichthyidae. The record is from RefSeq and is a predicted model, not a curated record.
AGGUGCCGGUUGCCGUGGUGAUGACUUCCCAACAAUAUUAGCGACAGCUUGAAGGAGCUGCUAGCUAGUGAAGGGAGACAUUUACAAAGAAAUUAGGUAUAUAAACAGUAAAGGUGAACCAUUUUUAUUAAGUGGAGAUAUUUAAAGAAUUUUUCAGGAACAUGCAGAAAUUGCAGCUGACAGCUGCGACCCUGGACAAUGAGAGCAAAGAAAUGGAGGAGAGACUGCAACAGCUGAAAGAGCACAUGAGUAAAGAGAAGGAGGAGAGAGGGCAUUCAAGAGGAUUUAAAAGGGUGUCUGGACAACACGUUCCAUUCAACAGCAACUAUUCAACAAAGAAAGAAAAUGAAAAUGUAAUCCUGAAGCAAACAGGCAAAGUAAAGAUUCGAGUUCUGAAACCAGAAUCAUUUACAGCUCCGCUUCAGCCGCCACCUCCACCCUCUUUCCGUUCUGUUGCUCAACGGACAGCGAGAAGAAACAGAGUAAAGGAAGCGAUCUGUGGACCGUGUGAGGUUAAGACUGCAGGAUUGGUGCAGAUGGUGAACGAUGAAGAGGAAAAGGAGAUGAGGGGAAUUGAAACUUCCUGUCUUCUUGAUGGAAACUUCAGUGAGGAGGAGUCGGCUAGAUAUUUUCAGGAGGCUCUGAAACAAUGGAGAGGAGAGAGGAGAAAUGGAAAAGAACAACUCAUGGAUGCAACUUUGCCUCUUAAAUCCGCUACGGCAACCCAGGUCGACCUUCCAAACAGAAAAGCUGAAGAACGAAGAGGAGGGGAAGAAGAGACUCCCACCGUCAGGGUGCAGUUCACACAAAACAAGCUCACCUACAUGGACAGAUUGCUUCUCAAGAAGCACCGCAGGACACCAAUUGAAAAUCAAAGUCUGUCACCAAAUGUUGGAGCUGAUUUAAAAUAUCUACCUGAAGAAGAUACACAGGAAGUCGCUGCAUGCACCUUCACAGCAGAGGAAGAGGAUCUUCAUCUCUAUUAUGCAUCACUGUUUGCUCCCCCUGACAGCAGCAGCGGGACAAAGCCGCAGAUUGUUGCACCUGAACCGUGCUUUGUCAUACAAGUCUUGGAUGAGACAAGCAUAGACACGACUGGAGAACAUGCUCAAGAGCAGAAGACCGAGAAUAGAAUGGUUUCACUGGUUCAUCAGAUCUCUGAGACAGAGAAAAGUUUGGAUUCCAGAACUGCUCAGUCAGGUUCCUCCAGAGCCAAACACUCUUCUUCCUUUGCAAAACAGCCACCCAAACAGUCCGUCACACCAACACAACAGAAAGCAGGAAGGAACCUGAAGCCUUCACAAAUGCAGGAUACGGCUCCUAAGUACAGCAGGUCACACAUCUCAGAAGAACAUCUUCCACCUCUGACACCAGGACCUUUUCCCCUAAGAUCUACUUUCACAAUCUCACCACCAAGAUCCACCGAGUCUACCUUGUUGCCCAACAUCAAUUUCCCACCCCAACAGACAAAAUCUGAGUCUUCCUUCUUCCAAGAAGCAGCCGCUACUGCAAAGCUUUUGGAAGCAGCAAGAGACAACCUUACGUCCCCAAACGGGGGACCAGGAAAUCAACUUUUGGAAGAUCAAUUCACACUUGGGUCCUUCAUGCCUACCAGAGUACACCCAACUCUCACUACCCCAGAACCAGUUCUAUCACUGAGUGAUCCUGUACCAUGUCAGUUCCCCAUAAAACUCCUCAGUAGGUCCAUCACUAGAUGUGAAGAGUCUCCUGUUUUUACAUCAUCUACCCACAUUUCUUGUGCCUUAAAAACAAAUCAGUCAAAACAGAAUACAGAGUGCAUCGUAUCACAUCUCUCAAAAAUCAACACUGUCAAAAUGGAGGAAGACUUGGAACUGUCAGCAGACAGUGGAGAUGAAAUGUCCAGUGAUAGCCUGAGUCUGGCUUUAUUUGAAGAAGACUCCUCAGGCGAGGAAACACAGAUCCAAGGACAUUUAACAACAAAGAGACUGAAAGGAAAGCAGAGCUCUGCAAGUUGUUUUCAAGAAGACUCCUUUAUUCCUGCAGAGCCUGAAAAAGAGAAGUAUCUGCUUUCGGAUAAGCCCGAACGACAGCCAGAACUACUCAUGUCUUCCUUCCACUCCUCCUUCUCCUCCGUCCUUCCAUCUGUUUCCAUAUCCCCUCAGGUGAUGCAGAGCCAGAGUGUUGGGACUGGAUCAGAGCACUUCUGUGAUCUGAAUGGGUUUUCGCCUUUAGGUUUGGAUGUGGAUACUUGUCACACCCAUUCACCAGAGCAUGCCUUCUGCGGCAGGCAGUCUUCACUGCAUGACUUGAACCCAACAGGAUCUGUGACUGACUUUUCCAACAAGUCACCACCUGUUCCUGCUGGAGCUGUAAUCACAACCCCAGGACCUCCUUCAGUACCAACCCGUUCGUCUUCUCAGGCAGCAAGGGAGAUCAUGGAGAUCAGUAACAUGGACCCAGAGGGGUGUGAGGAUCCAGAUGUAGAUGCUGACACGGUUGCACACAUUCUACAGAGUCUGGAGCAGGAACUAGAAGCUACAGCAAAGGGCACUUAUGCUUUGUUAUUGGAUAUGGGAAACAGUGGAGGUCAAAAUCAGGAUUCAAAGCCCUGCUUCAUUUGGGGUGGGGUCAGUGAAGAAGAAAAGAAGAAUGAAGAGGCUGCAAAUAGAGACAGAGAGAGUGUCCUCCUGCUACCAUGAGUAAUGCUCGCACUCAUAAAAGUCAUGCAAGACAAAGCCAUAAGUAAAGUCACAUUAUAGGGUUGAAUUGUGUUUAUCCAGAGCAAAUGCCUUUCUAUAUUAAAACAUAAUCUGUCAACAAACGGUUGUUGUGCAGACAAACGAACAUAUAAAUGUAAGAAUUUGAAAGAAAAAAAAGCUGAAAAGCAUAAAAGCUGUAUUGAUUCAUGA